This is a messenger RNA of Styela clava, 2736 nucleotides long. RefSeq names its product cartilage intermediate layer protein 1-like. Gene Ontology annotation, molecular function: protein binding. Lineage: Eukaryota; Metazoa; Chordata; Ascidiacea; Stolidobranchia; Styelidae. The record is from RefSeq and is a predicted model, not a curated record. Gene Ontology annotation, cellular component: plasma membrane.
UGUACUUAGAUUUCGAUUAUAUAUUCGGAGUAAUUUACUUGCAAAUAUCAAUCAAGAAAUCAUAGUUUGCAGGUAUAAUUGUUAGAUCGAAUUGACAAUGUCAAAAAGACAUAAUUUCUAUACGGUGGUAUCUACAGACCAGAAUGACGGAGUGCCAAAAGAACCAGCGUCACAGACAUGUCCUAAAUGGGCGAUAGCUGUUUCAAUUGUUGCCGCCGCGGCACUAGUUGGAGCUGUUAUAGCCAUUGCAGUCGUGUUUUCUCGCAAUAACGAUACUUGUGAUGGGUUCCAAUGUACUUCUGGCGCUAUGGCAAACGGUGGAUCUGAUUGCAUCUUGUCAUCAAGUGUAUGUAACAAUGUGGAAGACUGUAAAAAUAGAGAAGACGAAAAAGACUGUCCGAUAUCACCUUGUAAUAGCGGUCAGUUCUGGUGCAUACAAGGUGGUUCACAUGGAAAUUGCAUCUCCAAAGAUUGGGCAUGUGAUGGUUCCGAUGAUUGCAAAGGAGGGACGGAUGAACAAAAUUGUACAAAAGCCCCUGCUUGCCAACGUGCCCAGAACUUUCAAACCAUUGCACCAAAUUGUGAGAGAGAUGUUGGAAAUUGCUCGGUUAGUUUUUGUAGCAACGACGUCAACCCUAAAUGCUGUGGACCAGUGUACGAAAGAAGCAUCGCAUCUUGUUCAGGAGGCGACAUUGAGUUUUCACGAGUACUGAGAUGUGAAUGCCAGAUUUGCGAAUCACCAAAAGUUUUUGUUGCCGGAAGCAUGGAAGGGUGUGAUUCGAAGGUACACAACUGUUCAUUUGGAAUUGAAAUAAACGACACCGAAGUUGGAAGAGCAAACACAAAUGGACACUUCAGUUUCAGUGUGGAAUAUCCAUCAAAUUAUCGUAUCACUUUUUCAAUAAUUGACGACGUAGACGAUCUGUAUUUUACACAAGUAAAGCUCAUUAAUCUUAUAAGCAACCAAUAUGCUUAUUCAGUAACUGUGAAAAUGGUUCUAAAACCAGCUGCUAUAAGUUUUUCAUCAGAUACAAGGAAAACUGUCGAACUUGGAACAACUCAAGAUGUAGCGAUUGAAUUUGCUGAAAACUCAAUGUUUCUUCCAGAUGGAACUGAAUAUAGCGGAGAGGUCAAAGCUGCGAUCAAUUUCAUAGACCCGUCAAACAGAGAAAAUUCAGACAAUAUACCCGCACAGCUUCUAACUGAGGAUGUCGACGGAGAGGGUCCUGGCUUAUUGUCGUCCACCGGAAUGUUGCAAACUGACAUUAAAACCGCAGAUGGAAGACAGUUGAAUGCACGCGGGGUACAAAUUGAGUUGAUCACGGAUGGACUCUCACAAGAUGAAACUGACGGAGUUAAACUAUACAGGCUCGGAACAGAGGACGGCGUUUGGCAAGAAGUUUCUCAAAUGAAUACAUCGUCAGGAACUUCAUUGAGAAGACGAAAAAGAAGUAAUCAUGCGUCUGUUAUUACACGUAUUGACAUAAGCAGCGUUCGUCAAAUUUGGAAUCUAGAUGCAUUAGUUUAUCCAUAUUGUCAUAUGAAAGUUCGAGUAUUCAGCGAUGCCCAAUAUCUCGAGUCCUCGCAAGUAAAUGGAAUUGUUGUGAUCUCAUUAUACGCAAGGUCUACAAACGGAGCGUGGGCGAAUUAUCUUAGAAGAUAUGCAUAUAAUGGAGUUUGUGUUUCGGUUCCAUGCAACGGGAAUUGGUUCGACAUCGCUCAAGUAUAUGCUGAAGACAAUGACUACAUAGUUGUUGAGCCCAAAGUGCCAGAUGACAUCCAGACUACACUAAAGUUUGAGAACAAAUUGAAUUACUUCACUGUGCAAAUACCAAAAAAUGAAAAUGUCCAUGGCUCAAAUGGGCCCAUAUACAGAUACCACUAUGAAUGUUAUAGUGCGCCGUUCGGAGAUAAUCAUUUUCGAUUAUCCAGAGUUUUACCUGAAGAUAUUGAAGUGAAUACAAUUCCCAUAGACGAAAACAACAUUUUUUCACCUUGGAUAAAUGAUCUGUUUUCUUGGUGGCCGAAUAGAAAUCUCUUCAAAGCUUGCUAUGUGAAAGUUAAGAUAUUGCCAAUUGAUGCCAACGAAGACGACUUGAAAGAGUGGACAGUUGAGGCAAUCAGCCGUGGAGGAACACAUGCAGUUACAAAAGGAAAGGAAUACGGUCGUAGAAUAUCUCGAGGAAAUGGCCUAACAGCAUGUGUUGAAUACAAGUGUCCAGAUACCCUAUCAGAUAAUGAAUUUGACAGAACGGAAGUGACCAUCACUCCAAAACUGAACGGAUUCAAUUUUGCUUUUGUGAUCCCACCAAACAUAACAAUCAACACAAGCUCAUUUCAAGACAUCGUGGAUGAAUAUCAAAGGGAAAUAGAAACUUUGUUGGGUAAGCCGAGUCUCACAGCUCCAGCACUCGCGGCUCAUAUUCCAGAACUUGGUAUCUUCUAUAGUGAAGCAAUUCAUCCAAAGCUGGCUAAAACUGAAGCGAGGCGUAACUGUAUUCAAGGUUCGGCUGUCCUAACAUUCUCAGUUUCUGCUGCGGAAAUAUCUGGAUCUGGCUCCGGCUCUGGGUCCGGAUCUGGCGAUUAAGUAGCCUACAGUAGGAAUUUUAUCAUUUUUAAGAGACCGACAAAUGAUAGCUACAAGCUCGAAUGUCCAUUGAACACGUAGUGCAACAUUAAAUUAAUAUAAAUAUUAUAAAAAAUGUUUUUAGGUAAAAUAAUAUAUUAAUAGAGCUA